Molecule: messenger RNA, 1243 nt
Organism: Anoplopoma fimbria (sablefish)
Lineage: Eukaryota; Metazoa; Chordata; Actinopteri; Perciformes; Anoplopomatidae
Exons: 3
Coding region: 169-645 (158 amino acids)
Source: RefSeq, a predicted model, not a curated record
GGAAGUGUGAAGGCGGAAGUGUCUGUUGUUUCCUCAUCGCCGGCUGUGUUUGUUUUUACGGGACAUUUCUCCACGAACCGAGAGAAGAAGAGCACCGCCUACGUCACUGCAUGCUAGCUCCGCCCCCUGACGUCACUGCAUGCUAGCCCCGCCCCCUGACGUCACUGCAUGCUGUUCCUUAUUAGAAGAAUGUCCUCCACUCUCCCCCAUCACGUCAUCUGGCAGUCCGAGGGUCUGGUAGCGUACCUCCACCCGCGGCCCUGGACCCCCGGCUCUGUGGUCCUGGAGCGGAGCUCACCCGGCAGCCCGGGAGGAAGCGUCUUCCACCUGGAGAAGCAGGAGUUCUUGUCCUGGCUGUCGGGGGCGAGAGCUGUGGCCGAGCUGCUGUGUGAGCGUCUGGGGGUCCGGAGGUGUGCGCUGGUCAGCCGACCCCACAGGGACACACCUGCACAGAUCCGUGUCCUCCCUCUUCACGGUCUGGAUACGGAGUGGCGCCCUCACCUGGCAGGAGAAGAGGAACACAACGCCGUUGACCCCGGGUACUGCACUUCCAAGACCGCCCCCGAUGGACUGACUCCAGCCUCACUGAAGUCCAAACCAAGAUCCGAGCCAAGCUCCCGUUUCCCGACGCUUCACCCGACCUGACGUUCCUCGGGGUCGAUCCGGCUGACCCCGGCCUGUUUUCACGCAUCGUUCGCGGGGAGGAGCAGCAGUGGCGGGUUUGGGAGGACGAGGGCCACGUGGCCUUUCUCACUCCUUUCCCUAACUCCCCCGGCUUCACUGUGCUGGUCCCACGCCGACCUUUGACCUCGGAUAUUUUCAGACUAGAAAAAGAGGACUAUGAGGAACUGGUGCUGGCAACCCAGAAGGCGGCGAGGCUUCUGGAGGAGGGGUUGGGCGCCUGGGGGAUCGGACUUAUUUUUGAGGGCUUUGAGAUCGACUACGCUCACGCCAAGUUGAUUCCACUGUUUCUACCUUCGUCAUCAGCGACAGGAGACGACACUAAACCAACACCUCCCCAGUGUUUCCCCACUUAUCCUGGAUAUGUGACCUCAGAAGAUGGGCCUGAAGCCAGCCUGGAGAGUCUGAAGGAACUGCACGUUAAAAUAACUCAGAUUUAAUGCUCCUACUUAUAGUUUGAUUUCUACUCACGUGGGGGAAGGGAAGUCCUCUCUGCCAUUAGGAAUGAACAAGAUGUGUGUAAAAUGACAGGAACGCUUUCAUAAUUAAAAUAAAUAUGAUA